Molecule: messenger RNA, 1376 nt
Organism: Vitrella brassicaformis
Lineage: Eukaryota; Vitrellaceae
Source: the annotation of a GenBank genome assembly
CCAUGCGAUGCGCGAGGGGAUUCUUGUACUUCUCUGCCUGCCUGCCCGCCUGCCUGCCUGUGUGCUAUCUCUCUCUCAUCUGCUCUCGGGCACUCUUUUUCCACGGGUGCACCAGUGGACAGAUCGAGGGACGCACAAAGAAGAGCAGCGCUAGGCGAUAGGUCGGUCAUAUGCGCACACAAUGCGUGUGCUGCGUGGAUCUGCGCGCAUGCAUGGAUGUCCGCAUGAGAGCUCAGUCAGUGUGUCCUGUCGACUUUGUUGAGGAUGGACGUGAGCAGUCCCUUCAUCACUGGCUGGCCCUUGCGCGUCUUCUGAUACAACAACCUGACACACACACACACAGCACCAUCACGCGCACACACAAACAAAUGCACACAGAUGCUGCCGCACACGUUAACAUGGCUGGCUGUCUGGUUCUUCCAUCUCACUUUUUCUCUCGGUUCCGCCUGGCAACGCUCUCCUUGUGACGCUGCUCGCGCUCUCGCUAACGACACCCACACACAUACAACACACAUCACGCAAGGAACGGGUGACAAGUAUGUAUCUGCUUACCCGUUCUUUCUCCCUCUCCUCCCGCUGCCGGGCCUCCUCAGCCUGAUGACAUGACGGGCACACAGAGUCGAUGGCACCCUCUUCCUGUCUGCCUGCAUUGCGGCGGCCGUACAUACAUACCUUCCGUUGGUUGAGCUGCAUGAUGGCCUUGGCAUAUGCCGACCCCUUCCCACCGUCCUUCAAGCCACCCUUGCCCUUCCUCCGACCCCUCCUCGGCACACUCUCAUCAGCAGCAGCAGGAGGAGAGGGUGCCUCGGCUGACAUGUCACGGGCUUCCUGACGGCUUGAUGGCUCAUCAUGAUCCCGAGCCCUCUUCUUGCCUCGAUGAGCGGUGGCCCUAUCGUCAUGAGCUGGAGAGUGGUGUUCCACUGGUGCAUCAUCUGGGGCAUCGGGCUCGGUCUUGUCGACGGUUGCUGGUGGAUGGGGAGGGGUGUGGCGGCCCUUGGGGUCGAGAAGGCGCCGCUCAUAGUCCUCCUCGAGCUCUUCCAGACUCGCCGCAGAGAACACCUGACACCCAAACACACCAGUCAGAAACCGAUGUGCAUGAGUCAACCAACAGCCAGAUUGAUCAUCGUUCGUGUGUGGAUCUGAUCUGCUGCUGACCUUGUCAUAGAAGCUGGCAGAGGCCUUGCUCGUCGAUGCAUGUGUCGUGUCGGCAGUGGACGGCACGGCCUUGUGUUUCUUGAGGGCCCUGAGCGCCUUCUUGGCCUUGAAGUCCUUGAUGCUCUUCUGCACACUGCUCUGGGAAACCCACUUGCCGCGGCUCUUGGCUGUUGGCUUCUGGUACACCACCUUCGAACUGCGGCUGGAGCGCAUCUUCGCCG